This is a messenger RNA of Chlamydomonas reinhardtii, 1554 nucleotides long. RefSeq lists its product as uncharacterized. NCBI's taxonomy places the organism in Eukaryota, Viridiplantae, Chlorophyta, Chlorophyceae, Chlamydomonadales, Chlamydomonadaceae. The transcript is spliced from 6 exons. Bases 99 to 992 code for a protein of 297 amino acids. The record is from RefSeq and is a predicted model, not a curated record. Gene Ontology annotation, molecular function: acyltransferase activity, transferring groups other than amino-acyl groups.
UAUCUGCAAGUCUUGCCCAGGACGCUAGGUCGCCUUGCCUCACAGGCCCGCGCUAGUGUUCAUUCUCUCUAUCCGUUGCAAGUUGAAAGACAUAAAGUAUGCUAGCGCGCAGCGCUCACGUGCAGCGCUGUGCAUGCAGCCAGCGCCGGCGCUUGUCGGUGUGGGGCCGGCGCAUACGCGCCCGCCCCGUAGCCCCCGCCUCGGCGUCCGCGCCCGCGGUCUCGUCAUCCAGCGGACCCCCACGACUGGUGGAUGUAAACGUCCGGAAAGCGUCCACCGCCGCGGAGCUGCGCGCAGCUGCCUACCUGCGCGCCAUCAGCUUCUACACCUACCCAGAGGGCCGGAGCGAGUUCGCGGCUCGGUCACACCGGCGCAUGAAAGCGGAUACGGAGUGGGAGACCGUCACCAAGAAAGUGGAAGGCCGCGAUGAAGCCUACAAGGACCUGGACGUGAGCUGCUUCGUGGCGUGUGUGGCGGACGACCUGGUGGCGCUGCCCGGGCCCGGCAGUAGCGCCGCCAGCGUCAGUGGCAGUAGCGGCGGCGACCCAGAUCGGCAGGAGCUGCUGGCGGCGCUGCGGGCGGGGCUGGACGCGUCGGCGCAGCUUCCUGCGGAUCCGGCAGCGGGUGUCAGCCGUCAGCUGGUGGUGGGGUCGUUGGAUCUGAACGUGGGGCACACGUUGCCGUCGGAGGAGCUGAUUGGCAGGCAGCCGAAGGAAGACCCGCGCCACCGGAGAGCCUACCUAAGCAACGUGUGUGUGGCGCCGGCGGCGCGGCGGAUGGGCCUGGCGCGGGCGCUGCUGCGCGUUGCGGAGGAGGAGGCGCGCAGCAAAGGUGUGCAGUGGCUGUACGUACAUGUGGUGGCAGACAACCAGCCCGCCGUGAAGCUGUACUGUGAGGCAAUGGGGUUCGAGGUGGAGCAGGCGGAGUCGGAGGGUUACGCACGCUCGCUGCAGCGGCCCCGGCGAUUGAUUCUUGCAAAGGAACUUGCGUGAGGCCGCGAAAGGGAUGGGCGUACGGGUUGCUUGUCGUGGGAAAUGGCUCGGAACGACCGCUGGGCGUGGGCGUGCAUGUAUGAUGUCUGAUACUGGUGGACAUGCCGGGAUAUAGGGCAAUACCGGUACGUACGACUUGAGUAAUGGGGACCGCCAAUGCCCACCCAUGGCCCUAGGUCGACUAGCAAGUAAUUUGGCGGCAAGGUCUUGGGCUGCUUUCCCGGGGCAUUCUGCAUGUGAAUUCGUGCUAGAUAGCAGUGCCGUGCCGUGCAAGUGUGUGCAUACGGCGAGGGCAGCGAGGUAGGUUGGACGACCAGUGUUAACGGCAAGGAGGAUGGCUGGAAAUGAUGGCUGGGAACUAUGGCUGGGAGCUAUGGCAAGCAAGGGCGUGUCAUCGUGCGCCCAUGCUUGCAAGUGCAACGUUGCAACCUGCACGGGGGGGGGGCGCAGGAGGAGCGUACGCUGUGUGUGUGUACACGAGUUGGCGGUGCGGGGGGGUUCGAGUCGGGCCGGGCGUGUCGCUGUGUGUCCCAUCGGUAAGCGACCAUAGUCGCGCGCUGUU